AUGUGGGGUGAGUUGCAGCGAAUCACACCAGUCAAUACAUCACGAAGCCGGCCAUCAUUCUGGGGGGAAGUAACACAUGUACAGGAGCUGUGGCAAGACUUCCUUCUUCCACUUGUCUCUACAAUGGACAACGUGGCUGACAGACCGUCGCCAUGUGUCAUGUGCAUGAAGGGCACGCAGACCACCACCAACACCACUCCACUACUUCAUCAUGAUCAUGUACAUGCUACAGACAGACCAUUUAGUUGUGAUGUGUGUGGGAAGGGUUUUACCCAGGCAGCUCACCUGACUCGACAUACACGAGUGCAUACAGGUGAGAAGCCAUUUUCAUGUGUAGUGUGUGGGAAGAGCUUCUCUCAGUCGGGUGAUCUAACAAGGCAUACAAGGGUCCACACUGGUGAGAAGCCUUACUCAUGUACUGUCUGUCUGAAGAGGUUCUCACAGUCAGGGGACUUGAGUCGACAUACGCGGCGUGCUCAUCCUGGUGAAAACCCAUUCUCAUGUGCGGUGUGUUUGAAAAGUUUUUCCCAGUCGGGAGGUUUGACUCGUCACACAAGAGUGCAUUCUGUGACAAAUAGAGUUUUGUCCACGACACAUGAAGUUAUGUUACAACCAAACAAUUUCUCUCGUCAGACCCGUAUCAAUGUGGACCAGCGACAGUUUUUCCCUGAUAUCAACAAAGAGUUUUCUCACCUCCCGAACUUACCCUGA
Messenger RNA from Zootermopsis nevadensis, 711 nucleotides. NCBI's taxonomy places the organism in Eukaryota, Metazoa, Arthropoda, Insecta, Blattodea, Termopsidae. The record is from RefSeq and is a predicted model, not a curated record.